AAUGGCUACAAAAACAUAUAUUUGGAAACGAGCUUAUUCCAUAUGGACAAGCUAUAUUUGAAGAGCUUGAACCGGAAACUCAGGAAAGAGUCAUGCAAACAAUACGCGAAGACUCAAAUACAAACUAUGACAAAAUCUUUCUAG
Messenger RNA from Trichomonas vaginalis G3, 144 nucleotides. RefSeq lists its product as uncharacterized. The record is from RefSeq and is a predicted model, not a curated record. Lineage: Eukaryota; Parabasalia; Trichomonadida; Trichomonadidae. The annotation marks the transcript as partial. The transcript has a single exon.